CAACCGCCAUCAAACAUUAAGAAGAAGAAGACGCAGAAGGCGAAGAAGAAGUGUCGAGGUGUGUCAAGUUUAGUUGGUUAUAAUUAACCACUUUAUCAUAAUGAUGAACACACACGUCAACGGAUCUUUGUGGAAAUUGCAAUUUGUCAUGUUACUUGAGAUGCUAUGAUAGCUGAUCAAAUGGCGUGGGAAUGAGGCAGCAGACUUCAGCUUGCACUGUUUUCAUUAGACACACUUGUACUGCUGGCUGACAACCCACCCGACAGAGUACCCACUCAGCAGACAGGGCAGAGAUGGAGUUACCUCUGUUGGAAAAGGACGGCGCUCUGGGACAUGAAGAAGCUUGUGAAAGCCUUGACGCAAAACUAGGAGAAGAGGCCUUGGUCGCAGCCAUGUCAGGGCAAGAACAGGAAUCCAAAAUCCUCUCUGCUUUAAGCCCAAUAUCAAAUAAGCGUGAGAGGAAGAAAAAUCCAAGAUUUUCGGACUAUGAAAUGGAAGAGAAACCUGAAAACCCCUGUCCAAAACAAAAGCGAGGAGGAAGGCCUCCCAGAAAGUCCUCUGUGGACGCGGAAACUCCUCAACCAACUCUGCAUUGUGGUUCCAAAGCUGCAGAACCAACCGACCAGAGCCCUGAACAACAGAGUCCUCAGAAGAAGCGGCGAGGGCGCCCUCCCAAAGAUAAGUCCAAUAGUCAGCAAAGAAAUGAUUGGGAUAAGAAAGCUAUAGCACCAAGUGAUGGAGGGGACCAAGACACCGGGUCCCAUACAUCAUCUAAAGAACUUUCUCUGAAAUCUCCUGACAUUACCGCCAAAGGUAAACAGAAGACCCCUGCAAAGAAGAAACCUGACAGGAAAAUAAAAGACCUCUCAACAGAGGCCGAAAAGGCUUUUUCUGAGCAGCAACCAGUGGAGACGCCAAAGCCAAAGAGGAAGUACCUGAAGAAGAAGAAGGUGCCACCGCAGGAGAUGGCCCCCAUGUUACAAACUGACAUAGAGGAAACCCCCGCUAGGCCAGACCCAGAGACCAAUCUGGGUGGCCGUCCAAGAAGAAGUGCAGCUAAAACUGCGUUGAAGUACCUCCAUUCUCUGGCUCAAGAGAGCCUCAGCGGCCCAGAGGCGUCCGACUCACGCAGCGGGAGCCCAGACUCACUGUCGGACCGACCAGGACCCCGUCAAGGUGCAGCGGCGAUGAGGUGUAAGAAGAGGAGGCCAGUUGAUUGUGACGACUUUGAAGGAGAUGAAGAUUUCCUCCCCGGCGGUGGGGAUGAGGAGAUGCUUGACGACAUGGAGGACGAGGAGGACGAGGAGGAGACGGAGGGUCUUGAAUCGGAACUGGAACCUGCAAAUCAAUACUUAAAUAAAAGCAAUAUACUCCACAGAAGGGUUUUUGGCGUAGCCACUAACGGGAUCUCCAAUGCCAUGAUGAAGCCUGCGUUGGAUGCCUACAAGGCCAACAAGAAGUUCCGAGAAGAGCACCACAGUGACUCGGUGUUUCCAGAGUGGCUCCCCACGGUCAACGACUGGACCCUUGUUUCCAGCAGUGAGCUGGAGAAGUACUUACCCCGGGAGUUGCAGUCUGCUGCUUUCAAAGUCUCUAGAGAGGGCCUAGGCAACAAGGAGACACUGCAAAGACUCAACAGGUUCCAGGUCAGCGACCCCCACCCCGAGCGCCUGGACUGGACGGUGUUUGUGGGGGGUCCGGUGUGGGCCCUGGAGUGGUGUCCGCUGCCCGACGGGGCCACCGCCCACCAGUACCUUGCCCUGGCCUGCCACCAGGGCAUGGACCAGCAGCACGUCUUCAACCAGAUGUAUGCGGGAGCCGGCCUGGUCCAGCUGUGGGACAUGGGAGGGCUGGACUACAGCAGCAGGCCUGAGGCAGGCCCGGCGUCUCUAGUCUACGGCUUGGGCCAAGAGAAGGGCUUCGUCUGGCAGCUCAAGUGGUGUCCGGCGGGGGCCUGGGAGCCCCCCAACACCAGCAGAAAGGCUCCCUUCCUGCAGCGCCUGGGUCUGCUGGCCGUGGCCGUCUCCACCGGGGUGGUCAGCAUCUACAGCCUGCCUCACCCCCAGGCUCUGUGUUCCCCCUGGUCCUCAGAAGGAGACAGCCACGUUCCACCAGUGUAUCAGGCCAGAGAGGUGUUGACGCUGAGGCUGGGUGCCUCCAAAGCCCCCCACCAUGAUAAGAGCGGCCAGGUUCUGUCCAUGGACUGGCUGCCUGAGAAGCCUCACAACAUCAUGGCCAUCGGCUUCUAUGACGGUACGGUUGGUCUGUGGGACCUCUCCAGCUGCUCCUCUCUGCUACGAGUCUGUGAUCCCUCAAACGGCCUGACCCUCCUCCCCUACCGCUGCUUUGUUGCCCAUGACAACGCUGUGCGUGCCCUCUGCUUCUGCCCUGCCUCCAGCCAGGUGAUGGCGACAGGCGGCAACGACCGCAUGGUGAAGCUGUGGGACCUGAAGCGUCUCUACCAGCCAAUCAACGUCCAGAAACGCAACCUCACCACGGAGGUGUGCUGGCCCCUGGCCUCACCGGGAACCUUCCACUCCCAGGAGAUCAGCUACGCAUCACGUGGCCUGACCGGCGCCUACUACAACGACCUGGGCUACCGCAACGCCCGCUCAGUGUUCAUCACCCCAAGGACGGGCACGGUCUGGUCGUUGUCGUUCAGCGACUGGUGUAACUCCCUGGUGACUGGGGACGGUCUAGGGGAGGUCAUCUUCGCCCUGUUACCCGACUUCAACUGUACCAACCCCAGCCUCCGGCGGACUGUGGAGAGACGCUUCCCCAUCUACUUCACUGAUAUGGUGCGCUACGAUGCAGAGGAGGAGAGGGGAGGGAAAGGGGGUCGGGGAAAAGGGGAAAUGUCUCCUGGGCGGUUGAACAACAACAACCAUUCUGAGGAAGACUCUGCCAGCAGCGAUGAAGAGGAGAGGAGCCCAGAGGAGAGGCCUGCUGAAGGCCCCAGCACCCAGACAUACAGGGAGGCUGUGGAGAACUACUACCUCCACUUCUCAGACAGCAACCUGCGAAGCUUUAAGAAUUAUAAGAGGCGGGCGCCAUGGAAACGCAUGAAGCAAACGGAGGUGAAGACUGACCUGGACUUGGACAGGAUGCCCCUGGCUGCGCUACACAAGGUCCGCUUCAACCCCAACAUGAGCUGCCAUGCCUGGGUGGCCUCUGUGGGCCAGGCGGGGCUGCUGCGGGUCCACUGCCUCCACAACAUGAGCGGCUCCCACAUCAACACACAGCUCAGUGCUUUACCCACGGAGCCCGGGGGCCAGGAGGAAGAGGACCAGUGACCAGAUGGCUAGCCUGGAGACUCAGCAGCUCAGAGUGUACCGGGGCCUCUGAGACAGAUGGUGGCUGAACCCUAGCCUUGUUCAGAGGGGAGCUAGAUGACCUGAAGGCCACCGUGUGGACACUGAGUUAUCUUUUUCUAGAUUUUGGGAUGGGGGAGGGAAGGCAGUUUGCAGCUAAAUGACUUCCAACUGAAGUGGCUAUAUACUACCACCUGCUCCAUUGACUCCCACAUUGUACUGCUCAGGAAAAGGUUAGAGCCACUCAUCCCUUCAUAAGAACAUCAGUGUUACAGGGCAUUGGAUAGAGCUCCGUGGUUGUUUUAGAUUCUGGUGACGGCUCCACGCUGCAGCCGCAGCUUGGUACGAGUGAGGCGCUGUGCUGCGGCCCAGAGGGGGAAUGUCGUUCAUUUAUACUAAGCAAAUGUUUUAAAGCUGAUGGUUUUUUAUAUUUACAUAGUGACUUUUGCUGAACUAGAUUAUUAUUUUAUUUUUUUCUUGAUUGUCCCUCAUGAAACAAUAUUCAUUACACUGGUUGUUUAAAUUUAAAUUAAUCUUUUAGUUUUCUAGUACAGUUAAAUAUGCAAAAGGUAGUUUGCUGCUCUGCCACAUAACUUUCAUCCGAACUUAAAUAGUGUUUCAUGAUAUUUUUAUAUUCGAUACAGUCAUAACUUUCUGAAACACCUUUUUUCUUUCAAGAAGUAAUUUUGGAAAUGUUCGUAAUCUUUUAAAUUGACAAUUAUUGAAAGAAUGUUCCCCCCCUUGUGUGUUUAUUCAUAGACCCUGUUUGGAUAAUAGAAGCACUGAGAAUAUGCUUGGCUAAAAAUUAUCCAUUCAAAAACAAAUCGUUCUUCUAAACAUUUUGUAUAAUAAAUCAUCAAUCUAAAUAAAACUAUUUUUUUAAUAAA
Messenger RNA from Gadus macrocephalus (Pacific cod), 4198 nucleotides. RefSeq names its product general transcription factor IIIC, polypeptide 2, beta (gene gtf3c2). NCBI's taxonomy places the organism in Eukaryota, Metazoa, Chordata, Actinopteri, Gadiformes, Gadidae. The record is from RefSeq and is a predicted model, not a curated record. The coding region runs from base 294 to 3293 and encodes 999 amino acids. Gene Ontology annotation, molecular function: protein binding. Gene Ontology annotation, cellular component: transcription factor TFIIIC complex. The transcript has 22 exons. Gene Ontology annotation, biological process: transcription by RNA polymerase III.